Molecule: messenger RNA, 1401 nt
Organism: Anastrepha obliqua
Lineage: Eukaryota; Metazoa; Arthropoda; Insecta; Diptera; Tephritidae
Exons: 9
Coding region: 1-1401 (466 amino acids)
Biological process (GO): sodium ion transmembrane transport
Cellular component (GO): membrane
Molecular function (GO): ligand-gated sodium channel activity
Source: RefSeq, a predicted model, not a curated record
AUGGAUUCGUGUAUUUGGUCAAAGAGCAACUCACUUUACUUGAGCAGUGGGUAUUUUUUGUUUUGGCUACUACUGCUUAUCGUGUCUGUGGGCAUGUGCAUCUUCACGGGUCUCCAAGCGAUCGAUAAGUGGAAAACCAAGAGCACCGUGAUGGGUAUUCAGCGCGAUUUUUACUUUUGGCGCUUACCGGUGCCCAGUUUCACAGUAUGCCCCAUGCGCCGACUAAGUCAGGAGCUCUUCGAUAAAUAUUGCCACAAAAAGAAAAUCACUGGUCAAGCGAAAGAGGACCUGCAAAUCUUCCUUGAGACGUUGGCCAAUUCGACUUAUUUCAACUUCGACAAUAUCACUGCGCGUCCGAGCAUCGACGGCACCUUGGAUCGUCUGCGUGUGAAACCCGCCAAUUAUAUGUCUUUGAUAUAUAAUUUGACCACCGAUUUUACGCAAAUGGUCGACGAAAAUGAGGUAAUCAUACUAAACGAUGGCUUCAGGAACUUUGUGGUGCGUCAGGUGCUUACUGAGUUCGGUAUAUGCUACUUGUGCAACAGCUACUUGCAGGAUGAGUAUACCGCGCGCUACACGAUAUUUGGAAAAUAUCCGAAAAUCAAUAAGGACCACUUUAAAAUGCUGUUGGGUAGUUACUUCGAUAGCGUUCUGUUGAUUUUGUCGGUGCCGAAAGCAUUCGAAAGCAUUGGGGUGUUCAUACACUCUCCCCACGAUGCUUUGAAAAUUGAGCAAAAAUUUUUCUAUACCAAUGAGGCGGUUUACUAUAAGGCUGAGACAUUUGAAAUCAUUGCCGAGGAGGGAUACGAGAAAGCGACUACAGUGGCUCAACGUAACUGUCGGUAUCCUCAUGAAUCGAAUUUGGAACACUUUGAAAUCUAUACGAAGAGCUUUUGCAUGCAAGAAUGUCGACUUAAUUUGGUUUAUAAAAAAUGUAAAUGCAUACCGCACUUCUAUCCCAACAGAGUUCGAAAACCCAAGCCCGUAUGCUAUUACUCUACGCUGAAGUCCUGUGUAGCUAAAAAUGCGGGUAUGUAUCAUGAAUGGUACGGGGGUGAUGGUGAUGAUGAGUCCUUUCGCCGCCUGCAAAGCUUAAAAGGCCGUAAAACUGUACAUUGCCAUUGCAUGGAUUCUUGUUAUAACGGGAUUGUUGUGAUAAAAAAUGUGGAGGUCUUGGCAAACCUCAACGUUUUUCAAACCGGUUUUACAGUUGGUCUUGAAGUAACUACCUGGCCGCAGGUGUUGUAUAAGCGUCAAGUCAUUUUUACAAUGACUGAUUUGUUGGUUGCUGUUGGUGGCGCAGCAGGGCUUUUCCUCGGCUUUAGCGUCUUGGGUGCCAUUGAAUUCUUCUACUAUUUCACACUGCGCUUGAUUUGUUAUCUAAGAGGAUAUCGAACUUAG